This is a messenger RNA of Aaosphaeria arxii CBS 175.79, 3315 nucleotides long. RefSeq lists its product as uncharacterized. Lineage: Eukaryota; Fungi; Ascomycota; Dothideomycetes; Pleosporales. The record is from RefSeq and is a predicted model, not a curated record. The coding region runs from base 86 to 3277 and encodes 1063 amino acids. The transcript has 6 exons.
CACCAACAUCAAUAGUUGCUUACAGACUGCUAUACCACGACUACCGGUGUAGAUAAGUCGCACAACCUCCACAUUCAUCGACGAAAUGUCUGGCUCCAUGGACGACCUUUCACGGGAGCUGACACGCAUCAUUUCGUGUCCAUACCCGGCGUCUUUGACAAAACUUGCCGAAAUUGCUCUGCACAGCUCGGACCAGACCAUCCAAAAAGCAAUACUGGAUUUGCCCUCCUGCAAGAUUUCCAGGCUAGUUUCUAUCGUAGCAGCAGCUUUGCCGCUAUGGCCUUACACUCUAUCUCUAUUACAUUCGCUAUGUCGCUCGGCUGACUUUAGCAACGAGCUGCUUCGACAAAACCCUGGACUUCCUGAUGCACUCCUGGCCAAGGCGAAUGUCGUGCAUGAGGAAUUCGGCGAGCAUAAUGAAGUCUGCAUUUGCCUGCUGUCCAGAGCACUUCCAGAAAAUGUCCCUCUGCCCUUGAGUGCCCAUUCUUUCUUCUUACGCAUGUUCGAGAAGGCGACCCAGAAUCCCACUGUCGAAUCUCUUAGACCGGUCUAUCGUAUGCUCAAUGGCGCCUGUAGUAAUCUGCUUGACUUACUUUCACCGGAAUUGCGACAUGGAUUCGAUAGGGAGCUUUGUCAAAUUCUAUCGUCAAACUCAACGGGUCAAAAUUCGAUGUUACUCCUGUGGUGUUUUGGAAUAGUGAUUGCCGCAGAACGCCCUUGCUCUGCUGAGCAAGUCACCGAUCAGUAUGGCCAGUGGAGAACUGCGUCGGGCCGCAAGCUUUUCGGAUCGAAAAGCGGACUCUACAAAACCUUAAACUUGACCUAUUUGAGUGUAAUCUGGGCAGUCAAAGGUGACGUAGGUGUCUCACAUCUUGAAGCUGUGGAAGGUAUUCGAAUCGCGAUUCGUGCCAUGCAAUUUGUCGAUCAAGAGACACGUCAAUCCUGGCCUUCUUCAAGUGCUUUGGCAAGAAACAUUUUUCCAAAGCUUCCUGCAAAGCUAGUAGGCAAAGAUCUAAACGUUGCCAUCCAACUUGAGGCUUUGACCUUUUUUGCUAUGAUCGCUGGUGACAAAAAUCUCCUUGAAGAGGUUGUAGCUCAAUUUGAGACAUGUCUUUUAAACGUUUCAAUGGUGCGAGUUGGCACUACCACCACUCCUGAAAUUCUAUCACUUGCAUUACCACAAUUCGCGUCAACAUUAUCCGAGUCAACUAUGUGUGGCUUCAUAACGAAUGUCCUACGUGCUGGUAGCACACCUGAUUCGCUUGCCAAUCUGACAUUUUAUACUGCAUUGAUACCGUCCUUAAGUUCCAUUUUGUCCUCAUCGCCCGUGCUGAGAGCAAAAAUGGCUAAAGCGCUCUCAUUUCAUGAGGUACAGGAAAGCCUUCGCACGUUUCUCGAUUCAAUCAAACCGAGCAAUCAUCAAAACUUUCACGGAUUUGGUUGCGAAACCUCCAACAGUCAACUGCGAAAGAAACUUCUCUCGAGCACUAUCGCAAUGUUGCUAACAACAGCACUUUUGACUGAGCCUGGUGAGCCAACCAUUUCGCAUCAGUUGGCCAUUGAACUUCUCAACAAACAGCAAAAGCUCGCUGGACCCUUACAGCAUUGUUCUCACGUAUGGACUGUCGCGCAACCCGCGAUAUCGUUGUUUGAGCAAGAAUGCACUCCAAGCAAUUCGCAUCAACAAGAUUGGAAAGAGCGUCUCAAGUCGGAAAUGGGAAUGCAGACUGCGUAUCAGCACGAAUCGGUCGUUCGGUGCGUAGCUCAGAUCUGCCAGAAUCUCGAAGAUCGCUGCGAGAAUGUAGAGGAGCCACUGCGUGUAGAGAAGGAUAAAGUCAAAGCCCUCACCUCUGAAAAUAUUGAGCUCCGAGCGCAGGCCCAAUCGUUAGAGACCGACCUGCUCGAUCGCCGCCUAUGCAUUGACGGGCUCGAAGACCACAUCGACUCCCUCGAGAAUGCAAAGGAUGAUCUUUCUGCAAAGCUUAUGGACCUGAAGAUUGAAUUUUCCACGGCUGAUCGAAAAGCUGAUGAGGUUCUCCGUGCUGCGCAAGAAGACUUCAACAACAAGGAGAUGCACCUACACUCCACUAUCUUGACUCAUGAGGAGGCUAUCCAUGAUUACGUUCAACAAAUCGGGGCUCGAGAUGAGGAGAUACGGUGCCUUGAUGAAAAGUUGGAAUCCAAUGCUGAGGAAAAGCUCGGCUGGGAGCAGGUUCAGAGAGAUCUACAAGCCACAAUAGACAACUACCAACAACAACUAGACACGAAACAGACCGAGAACGAGGAUCAGAGGGAUGUGAUACACCGUCUCACUGAUCGCGCAAAUGAUCUCGAUACGCGCCUGCAUUCAAGCUUUGAGGAAACGAAGUCUCUCACCCAGCGGCUAGAGAAGCUUGAUCAUCUUCACCAGCAAUUGAAACAAUCUUCUGACCAGGCAAUGCGGGAUUUGUCAACUGAAAAUCAAGAGAAGCUGAGUAUUACGCAACAGAAGGCAGACAAACUAUGUGCCCAGUUGAACCUCGAACUACAAAAUGCUCUUCACAACGGACAGCAAACGACGGAUCUGUAUGAGGAAGCCUACCGAGACCUACAGAUAUCGCGAAACGCGGUCAAAAACUUGGAGGAUAAAAUUCAGGAUCUAUCAGAUACCUGUAUUGAGAAGGACGAGGAGCUACAUGAACUCAGGUCUUUACGAAGCCGUGUGCUUGCAUCUAUGGGUCUGGCGGCAGAAGUUCCAGCUCCUACUCCCACCAAUCACCAAUCAAAAGAAGGUUCAAGACACAGCCAUAGGCGUCGCAAGUCAGCCCUUCAAUCACAAGCCACUCACGAGCGUGCAAGGAAUGAGAUUGAUAAGUCAGGCAAUACUGCAACUGCAAUGGACGAAAUUGCUAAUGCGUCCUUCACGUCAAGUGACCUUGGCCCGACACCGAAACGAUCUAAACCUCGAACCUCGUUCCAGGUGCCUAUAGUGGAACCUUCAUCAAGCCUCGACCACGGAGCGAGUUCAUCCAAACCUCUCAGGCUGUCACCAUCAAAACGUCCGGCUUUGAAACCCAUGUCCCCUAAUCGUCGACACACCACUGUCGGCUUCACUUUACCAAAUAAGGGAAGGAGUAGUAAGAUUAGCAGGAGGAGAGGCAGUAUGAACUUGGUCGACCAGGCAUCAUUUGAUAUAGGAGAGCUCAUCAGUGGGACGCCAUUCACUGCUGAGAAAGCUGCCAGUCCAAUGGGAAUGGUUCUGGACGAGGACGAAGAUGAAGGCACGACGGAACUGUAAUUACUGUCUUUCUGCCUCAGCAUCGAUGAAGUCAUCCU